This is a messenger RNA of Vidua macroura (Pin-tailed whydah), 1778 nucleotides long. RefSeq lists its product as uncharacterized. The transcript is spliced from 12 exons. The coding region runs from base 235 to 1404 and encodes 389 amino acids. The record is from RefSeq and is a predicted model, not a curated record. NCBI's taxonomy places the organism in Eukaryota, Metazoa, Chordata, Aves, Passeriformes, Viduidae.
CAUGAGGUCACAGCAGGCUCUGGGGUCACAGCAGGCUGAGGUCACAGCAGGCUCUGAGGUCACAGAGGUGCCAGAGCCCCGUGGUUGCACAGCACCACAAGGACCCAGCAGUCAGUCCUUGAGCACAGCUGUUGCGGCAGCAGCGGCGGUGGCAGCAGUGGUGCUGACAUUGGGACAGCGGUGUCAGGACAGUGGUGGCAGCAAGAGCUGGGGACUGGCAGAGGGCAAGGCACCAUGGCCCUUGCUCUGCGCCUCUUCCUCCCGCUCCUCCUGGCCGUGGCCCUGCCUGCCAGGGCUGCCCAGGCUGCUCCGCUGCAAGCGCGGGGAGCAGCUUGGGAUGGCGACAUGGCUUAUCCGGAUGCCCUACUGGAUGACAGCUUGAAUCUCUUGGAGAAUGCUGGAGGUCCUUCUCCAUGGAAGAACUCAGACACUGGAGACAAGAAAUCCCUGGAGGCAGCCAGACACCUGGACCAGAUGCUGAGUGAUCUGGAGAGACGCCGUGAGAUGAACCGAAAGGCUGUGCUGAAGGCAGCAUUUCCCGGAGGAAGCAGUGGCCCAUUGGCAGCCCCUGCUGCAGGAAGUGAGGCGAUGCCAGGCACAGUCACAGGAGCUUGGGAUGGCGACAUGGCUUAUCGGGAUGCCCUACUGGAUGACAGCUUGGAGAAUUCUCUUGGAGAGAUUCUCUUGGAGAAUGCUGGAGGUCCUUCUCCAUGGAAGAACUCAGACACUGGAGACAAGAAAUCCCUGGAGGCAGCCAGACACCUAGACCAGAUGCUGAGUGAUCUGGAGAGACGCCGUGAGAUGAACCGAAAGGCUGUGCUGAAGGCAGCAUUUCCCGGAGGAAGCAGUGGCCCAUUGGCAGCCCCUGCUGCAGGAAGUGAGGCGAUGCCAGGCACAGUCACAGGAGCUUGGGAUGGCGACAUGGCUUAUCGGGAUGCCCUACUGGAUGACAGCUUGGAGAAUUCUCUUGGAGAGAUUCUCUUGGAGAAUGCUGGAGGUCCUUCUCCAUGGAAGAACUCAGACACUGGAGACAAGAAAUCCCUGGAGGCAGCCAGACACCUGGACCAGAUGCUGAGUGAUCUGGAGAGACGCCGUGAGAUGGACCAAAGGGCUUUGCUGAAGGCAGCACUUCCUGAAGGAAGCCGUGGCUCCGUGCCAGCCCCCGAUACACGAAGGGAGGAGAUGCCAGACAGUGCCACAGAAGACGUUAUCACUGAAACAGGAAUAUUUGCCCCGGAUCCAGUGCGCCUCCCAAGAAUUGUCUGCCCCCAGGAUGUGCGCAGGUCCUGCAUGAUAGGCACGGUGGUGACACUGUUCACCGUGCCCCUCGUGCUGAUCGGCUGCUAUCUUGGCAUUCGGAAGCUGUACCAGAGCAGACAUGCUUUUUCCAGUUAUUUGAUAUAGUGAAUGAUGGCUGGACCAUCGAGGAUCUCGUCUCGACGGUGGUAGCUCUAUUCCCCUUCCUCUCUUUUCUCUCUGUUUCCCUUUUCUGUCCCUUCUAUCGCAUUUGCUGUUGGUACCUAAAUAAAGAUGCAUUUGUUGUGAUUAAAGUGAUGGUCCCUUGCCAUUUGCAGUUUUGCACUUUUGGGAUCGGUUAACAAACCAUCACAAACACCCCGCAAGAGUGGAUCGUGACAGGUUGUGGGGGAUCCUUUGCUCUCUUGGAUGGGGGAGGGAGCGGGGAAAUGGAAUCAAGAUGAGACAGGGAUCAGCCAGCCCCACGCCAGGCAGCGUUUUCUCCUCUGAGAGCUCCUCUGAGCUGAGCGAGCUGGUGAAGC